UAGUUACAACCAUGAUAUCAUGGUCACAAGCACAACUUACAAGUCAAUAGUCUUUACUCUAUACUUAUAGUCCAUAUAAUCUAUGCAGACAUGCAGUAUGCUUGAAAAUUGAAAAACAGUAAAGUAAAAUAAAAUCUUAAACUAAAAAAAAUAUAACUUUACAGUUUAUCUUUGAUCGUGCUUUUCAGUAAUCUGUAUUUACUAUUCACUUUAUUUGACUAUUGUAUAUACACCAUUUUGAAAUUUGUUCAAAUUAAUAAUUGUUUUAUUUAGUAAUUUAUUCCUGUAGUCUGUAAAUAAUUUAAUUACAUUUGUGUUACUCUUGAUCUUGUAUAUCCAAACACUACUUAAAAAAUUAUUUUAAAAUGGACGACAUGGAAUUAAAUCUAAAUCAGAAUAAUACCAUUCCACCAAACGUGACUUCCAAAAUUUCCGAUUUUAUAACUGCGGAACAAGGCACUUCUUUGGAAUCUCCGAUUAGUUCUAAUGAUAUUAAAUUAGAUAGUGAACAAAAUAAUGAAGAUUUUCCUUCUCAACCAGUGACUGAAGGAAGUGAACCAAAGGAACAAACUUAUCAAGAUAUUUUAGGUUCUGGGGAUUUAUUGAAAAAAAUCAUUAAAGAAGGAGCUCUUGAUGAACGACCAAUGAAAGGUGAACAAAUUGUGAUAAAUUUAGUUGGUCGUCUAGAAGAUAACGAUGAUAUAUUUGAAAAGGAAGAAAAUUUUGAAAUCACUCUUGGUGAUUGUGAGGUUAUUCAAGGUGUUGAUUUAGCUUUAAGCUUAAUGAAUGUAGGUGAAAUAGCUGAGUUGAAAAUAGCAUCACGAUUUGGUUAUGGUGAAAAGGGAUUGAAUCCAAAGGUUCUGGGUGGAGCUAGAUUAGUUUAUACUGUAGAACUAGUAACUGUAAAACCAGAAAUACUUCCAGAUGACCUUACUCCAAUUGAAAGGCUUAAUAUUGGGCUCAAAAAAAAAGAUAAAGGAAACUGGUGGUAUGCACGUAAUGAAAACACUAUGGCUUUACAUGUGUAUCGCAAAGCUCUUCAAUAUUUUGGCGGACCAGGAGAUAUAAUUGGUUCAGAUUCAGAACAUAAAGAUAUUCUAAGUGAACGCGUUAAGACAUUAAACAACAUGGCAGCUGUGCACAUGUCUAUGAAUAGUUUAGAUUUAGCUUUAAGUACAUUGGACAGUGUACUCAAUGUUGAACCUCAUAAUGAAAAAGCAAUUAUGCGUAAGGGUAAAGUACUAGCUUUAAAAGGACAAAAUAUAGCAGCCGCUCGUGAGCUUGAAAAAGCAUUGCAAAUAAAUCCAAAUAAUAAAACUGUCCAAAGCAUUUUAAGCAAUGUUAAAGCAGCAUUAAUCAAAGAGCGAGUGCAAGAAAGAGAAUUGUAUAAAAAGAUGUUGGGACAAAAAGAUGUUAAUGAAAAAUCAGCAAAAGACGACAAAAAUACGAACACAACAUUUAUAAUCAGUGGGCUUGUUGCCGGAUUAGCAGUAAUUUGUGGAUACUGUUACCUUAACAACAACUUUCCUUUCAGCAAAUUUAGUUUUCAAUAGCAAUCAUAGUUUUUUUUUUAUGUUUUUUAAAGUAUAUUCAUUAUUUCUUUUACAUUCAACAAUUAAAACAUUCUAUACAGUUCAUUGUGAUUCUAUUUGACUGCAAAUAUCUUCAAACUUAAUUCAAAACUACAUUUAAAAAAAAAAAUUAGUUGCCAGUUAUGAAAUAUGUUAUGAAUUGUAUGUUUUUAUGCAUUUUUAUUUUUGUUUUUCUUGUGUUUAUACAUAUUAAUUUACUAUAUUAUUUUGGUACUUUUUUGGUAUGGUUGUUUUUGUAUAUAUUUAUUAAAUAGGUCAUUAAAAUAUGAUUUACUCAUUACUGUAUUGUAUAAUUUAUUGAAAAAAUAAAUAUUUAUACCUGUACAGGGUAGAAAAAAAAGA
Molecule: messenger RNA, 1934 nt
Organism: Metopolophium dirhodum (rose-grain aphid)
Lineage: Eukaryota; Metazoa; Arthropoda; Insecta; Hemiptera; Aphididae
Product: peptidyl-prolyl cis-trans isomerase FKBP8
Exons: 5
Coding region: 366-1553 (395 amino acids)
Molecular function (GO): protein binding; peptidyl-prolyl cis-trans isomerase activity
Source: RefSeq, a predicted model, not a curated record